ACGUUAAGCCCCAGCACCACGACUGGGAACGCAGAGACACCUGCGAUGUCAGAGCGCAUCCGAAACCCUGCUGACAUCUCCGUCAUUGUCAUCUAUUUCCUAGUGGUGAUGGUUGUAGGGCUGUGGGCGAUGCUGAGGACCAACCGGAACACUAUUGGAGGCUUCUUCCUGGCUGGGCGAGAUAUGGUCUGGUGGCCGAUGGGCGCCUCUCUCUUCGCCAGUAACAUCGGCAGUGGCCACUUUGUGGGGCUGGCUGGGACGGGAGCAGCUUCAGGAAUCGCCACCGCAGCAUUUGAAUGGAAUGCCUCGCUGCUGUUACUGGUUCUAGCGUGGUUCUUUGUUCCCAUAUACAUCAAGGCAGAGGUCAUGACCAUGCCAGAAUAUCUGAAGAAGCGGUUUGGUGGGAAGCGCCUCCAGAUCUACCUCUCUGUCCUCUCCCUCUUCAUCUUUGUGGUUUUGAGAAUCACAUCAGACAUAUUUUCUGGAGCCAUAUUCAUCAAGCUGGCCUUGGGAUUGGACCUUUAUCUGGCCAUCUUCAUCCUCUUGGCUGUCACUGCUAUUUACACAAUCACUGGGGGCUUGGCCUCAGUUAUUUACACAGACACCCUCCAGACCUUCGUCAUGCUGAUAGGUUCUUUUAUUCUCAUGGGGUUUGCAUUUGCCGAAGUUGGAGGCUACGAGAGUUUUACAGAGAAGUACAUGAAUGCCAUCCCCACCAUAGUCGAGGGGGACAACCUGACAAUCAGUCCCUCGUGCUACACUCCUCAAGCAGACUCUUUCCACAUUUUCCGGGAUGCUGUCACUGGGGAUAUUCCAUGGCCAGGAACGGUAUUUGGAAUGACCAUUGUAGCUGCAUGGUACUGGUGCUCAGAUCAGAUUAUUGUACAACGUUGCCUAUCAGGCAAGAACAUGUCUCAUGUGAAGGCUGCUUGCAUCAUGUGUGGUUACCUGAAGCUGCUGCCCAUGUUCCUCAUGGUGAUGCCAGGGAUGAUCAGCCGCAUCCUGUACACAGAGAAGGUGGCCUGUAUCGUACCUUCUGAAUGUGUGAAACACUGUGGAGUUGAAGUCGGCUGCACUAACUAUGCCUACCCAAUACUAGUGCUUGAACUGAUGCCUAACGGACUGCGAGGCCUGAUGCUGUCAGUCAUGUUGGCCUCUCUCAUGAGCUCUCUGACCUCCAUCUUCAACAGCGCCAGCAGCCUCUUCACCCUCGACCUCUACCCCAAGAUGCGGAAGAAUGCAUCAGAGAGAGAGCUCCUUAUAGCUGGACGGUUAUUUAUGAUUCUAUUAACUGUCAUCAGCAUUUUGUGGGUCCCAUUAGCAGAGGUAUCUCAAAAUGGACAACUGUUCCAUUACAUAGAAUCAAUUUCUAGCUACCUUGGACCUCCAAUUGCAGCUAUCUUCCUGCUUGCCAUCUACUGUAAAAGAGUCAAUGAAGAAGGAGCCUUCUGGGGCCUAAUUGUUGGACUUGUGCUCGGCCUCAUUCGUAUGAUUGCGGAGUUUGUCUAUGGAACAGCGAGUUGUUUGGCUGCCACCAACUGUCCUGACAUCAUUUGUGGAGUGCACUAUCUGUACUUUGCCAUGAUUCUCUUUUUUGUUUCCAUGCUAGUGGCGCUGGGAAUUUCCCUGUUAACAAAACCCAUUCCUGAUGUACAUCUGCAUCGCCUGUGCUGGGCUCUUCGGAACAGUACAGAGGAACGAAUUGAUUUAGAUGCAGAAGAGAAAAGAUACGAAGAAGCUGAUGAUGAUGUUCGUGAAGGUAUUAUCCGGCAUAAUCCUGAGGAAACUCAUGGAUGUCUCAGGAAGGCUUAUGACUUAUUUUGUGGUUUGCAGAAGAAAGGUCCCAAGCUGAGCAAAGAAGAAAAAGAAGCCCGGAGGAAGAAACUGACAGACACGUCUGAGAAGCCCUUGUGGAGGAAUGUAGUGGACGCCAACGCCAUUAUCCUCCUGGCAGUGGUAGUCUUUGUCCACGGCUAUUUUGCCUGA
Messenger RNA from Diceros bicornis minor, 1986 nucleotides. Its product is annotated as solute carrier family 5 member 4. The transcript is spliced from 15 exons. Gene Ontology annotation, cellular component: plasma membrane. Gene Ontology annotation, molecular function: D-glucose:sodium symporter activity. The coding region runs from base 46 to 1986 and encodes 646 amino acids. Gene Ontology annotation, biological process: transmembrane transport; sodium ion transport. NCBI's taxonomy places the organism in Eukaryota, Metazoa, Chordata, Mammalia, Perissodactyla, Rhinocerotidae. The record is from RefSeq and is a predicted model, not a curated record.